AUGCAAUAUCCUCAAGCCAUAGAAUAUCCUCCCCGUAUCCAACAUGAUGAAAUUGAUGAAGAUGGUGUCACGCUGGAAAUGAAGGAAACUUGGGUUCUCCUGUGUCGUCUGUUGUAUCGCAUGAAGUACCAGGAAGACAUUCCAACAGAGGCUACAGGGCAGUCCUGGCAUGCUUUGAUAGCGAGGGCUCAGUUGGCGCAAGACAUGUGGAAAUCGCUGAGCCAUGAGGUGGCUUCUAGAGACUUUGCAGUAUAUCAAAAAAUGUCCAACAAGGUCGAUAGUUUAUGUCGGAGGGCCCAUCGCUUGGCGGAAGAGCGCCGAGCACAUGCUCCACCGGACCUUAUUGAUGAAAUAUUUUUCUCCAAUGAUAGCAAUGAUAGUGAUAGCGAUAGUGACGAUAGUAAGGAAGGCAUGCAGGAAGAACAGCAUACUGUCAAAAGUGCUUAUGCUUCAGAUGAAUCAAAAGACGAAGAAAAUGAAAGCAAUGAUCGUAGGAAUAAAAUGGCAACACCAACGCGGAACGACGCAAAGAAUACAACUCCAAUGACAAACGAAGCGUUGCAAAAGGCUCAGCGGGAGCAAAUGGAAGAAGCCAUUGCUCAAAUGGCACGUCAUAUGAAGGAAGCGACCAUGGGAAUUUCCAAUACGUUGCAGCAGCAAAACCAAAGCACCCUAAACGAACUGGAAACCGUUGCCGAGCAAAAUGCUCAAGACAUGUCAAAGGUGACAACAGAUGUCACGGAUCAUAAUCGAAGGCAAUGGAGAAAGAAUUUUUCGACUUGGUCUAUGAUGUUUUUAUUGGUUGGCAUUUUUGUCUUCACAAUGCUCAUGAUUUUCACAUUGCCGAAGCAUCCAACGGGGUCUCUAUUGGGAAAAAGAGGAAUGAUCCGAACAAGCGUUUCUUGGGCAUCCACAAAAUCCUUGCGCGUAGUACAGUGGGCCACAGAUAAGAGUGGUAUAAUGAAUGUUUUGGAAGGUGAUGAAUUACCUUCUUCAGGUGAACGUGUGCCUGAAGAUCUGUUUGAAGAAAGCGAGGCAGAACGUCGCCAAAAGGAAAAACUGGAUCAAAUCAUCGCAAGUCGGAAAGCUCGAGAUUUCCACGACAACUUUGGUGAUGAUUAUCCUGAUCACGAAGCAGAACAAGGCGGCAAGCCAAAGCAAAAGUCAACAAAGACAAAUAAAAACACAAAUGCCGGUAGUGAUGGAUACAUGGAAAGCAAAAUUACUGCUAGUGGUGACAUAGAAAAUGACGUAAAACAAGAUGAGGGGCCAGCAGAUGUAGACAUGGACGAAUUAAUUGCUUCAUUGAAUCGUCAGGCACAAAAAGCUCUGGAAGAGCAAAAGGCAGCGCAAAAGAAAGCAGAGGAAGCUGCCCGUAAAGCAAAAGAGGAAGAGGAAGCACGAGUUCGAGCCGAGGAAGCUGCGCUCCUCGCUAGGAAAGAACGAGAACGAAAGGAACGACAAGAAGCGGUUCGAAUAGCGAGGGAAGAAGUCGCCCGCAAAGAAAGGGAGGAAGAGGAGGCUAGAAUCCGAGCUGCGCAAGAAGAAGUAAAGCUCAGAGCUCAACAAGAGGAGGAAUUGAGGUUUGCAAGAGAAGAAGAGGAGGCAAAGCUCCGAGCCAAAGAAGAAGCAGAGCGCAAAGCUAGACAAGAACGAGAAGAGGAAUUGAGACGAGCGAGGGAAGCAGAAGAAGUUGCAGAAGCUGAGCGACUAGCUCAGAUGGAGCGGGAAGAAGCAUUGCAAAAGGCAAGAGAAGAAGAAGCCCGCAAAGCAAGAGAGGCGGAAGAUGCAAGAAUCCGGGCCGAAGAAGAGCGUCGAGUUCAGCUACAACGCGAGGAAGAAUUGAGACGAGCCUGGGAAGAAGAAGAGGCUCGAGCCCAAAGGGAAGCCGAGGAGGCCGCGAAUGCACAAGCCGAACGUUUUGCUCAGAUGGAAAAGGAACGCAUUGCUCGAGAAGAAGCCCUGAGAAAAUCGAAGGAAGAAGAGGUCAGAAAAAGGACCGAGGAGGCAGCCAAUGCACAGGCCGAUAGGUUUGCUCAAAUAGAGCGAGAACAAAUGAAACGGGAGGAAGCAUUCCAAAAGGCCCGUGAAGCAAGAGAACAAGAGGAAGCUCGGGUGCGAGCCGAAGAAGCAGCUGCAGCGGAGGCUGAACGAUUUUUGCAAGAGAAGCAACGCAUAGAGCGAGAAGAAGCUUUGAAAAUUGCUAGACAAGAAGCCGAGCGUCGCGCUCGUGAAGAAGAACGGGAACGAUUAGAGCGAGAGGCUGCCUGGAGACAAGCCAGAGGCGAGGCUUCUCGACAAGAAGAACGUGCUCAACAGAAUCCACACAAAAGUGAUGAACAUUUAGAAGAUCGACUUCAGCAGAUUCAUGAAAACACGGACCAUAAUCGGGUUGAGCAAGAAAAGCGAGCACGAAUGGAAGAUGCAAAGAGACACGACGAAGAUAUUGAUAUGGAAGAAUACGUUGAAAGGGGUCGCGAAAAACUCGAUGAGUAUUUGGGCCGUGAGGAGCGGCACGAUGAACUGUAG
Molecule: messenger RNA, 2529 nt
Organism: Cylindrotheca closterium
Lineage: Eukaryota; Bacillariophyta; Bacillariophyceae; Bacillariales; Bacillariaceae
Source: the annotation of a GenBank genome assembly